Molecule: messenger RNA, 1644 nt
Organism: Symbiodinium pilosum
Lineage: Eukaryota; Dinophyceae; Suessiales; Symbiodiniaceae
Source: the annotation of a GenBank genome assembly
AUGCUCACCUUUGAUGGACUUGUCCAAGACAUCAUCCAGAGGCGAGGCAGGCUCGGUACAAAGGAGGGCAGUGAAUCUGCACGGGAGUACCAGGAGGCCUGGUCAGCCUAUGCGGCAUACGUCAGGUCAUGCCUUGAGCAGAGGCGAGGGCUGCAGCUUAGCAGCUUUUGCAAGCUGGGCUGGGCCCAGCAGAAAAAGCUAGGCAAGACGACGUAUCGACCGUAUUCGCAGUUCUCCGAUUCGUUCAACCGUGCCUACGUGUCCGAGUCGCGCAAAACCCCCGCAAAUGACUUGUGUCCCUUUGAAGACUUCAACUUCAGCAAGGCUGCCUUGAAGUUCUCAAACCUGACCAAGGACCAGGUUUUUACUAUGCUCCGAGCGCUGGUUCAGCGUAUUGGCGAGAGCGUCGCCGAUGGUAGGGAGCUGGACCUGGCUUUUGGCGACGUCGGUAGGUUCAUGAGCAAAGAUCGAGAGCUUCGAUUCCUGUUCGCCCAAGAGUUCUACAGACAGGAGGGUCUCACCGCGCCUUCACAAGGAGGUCAGGGUGGCUCUGCCCCCAGCUUCCGCAAGGAGAUCUCCGCGGAGGCUGCGAGCUUGGGCGUGCACGCCAGCUCAGGCGUGCAAGACCGAACGGUGGACGACCAGCCCACGAUGAUGAUGCACCUUGGUUGCAAGCUCUUGCAUUUAUGCCACCAGAUCCUUGACACGUCGAUGGAAGGGUCGGAUGUGCAAGGUUUCGAUGGUGGCGCGCAGAGGGCAAUGCCAACGGUUGAUCCUCAACACCUGCAAAAGUCAGAAAGUACACCCGGACUUACGGGCACACAGUUCAAGAAAGAGAUUGCCUUCAAAGAAGCAAUGGACAGGCACAUUGCUGCCAUGGAGGCUCAUGCUGUUGAAGCGGUGGCGGAGAAGGAGGCAUGGGACAGCCAUGUCAGCGAGUGCUUACUGCAAGAACGAGAGGAGAUCCAAGCGCGCAAAGAAAGGAACAAUAUGAACCUGCAGUUCCUGAAGCAUCAGAUGGCACUGGGUGAACACAAGCGAAAAGAGCAGAGGAAGGACGACAUCGAAGCGGCGUCAGCGCACGACUUUCCAUCCUUCUCAGAAGUCCAUCCCAAUGAGAUGAAAGAUUUCAUCAAAGGGCAGCAGGCAAAGGUGCGACAAGCUCUGGACGAGCAGGUUAGGACGAACAACACCCUUCGAAACCUCGCGAAGCAGAAGGAUCUGGCUUUGGAGUUAAACCAGCUUCAGGCGAAUCGCGAGGAGCUAGCAAUGCUGCGCGAUGCAGAGCGCGCAAAAAAAGCUUAUGACAAGGAGGCACUGGCAACGGCGUGGAAUGCCGACAUACGAAUGAAAAAUAUCUGGAAGGCGAUCGACAACCAUAGCAAGGUUGCCACAAAGACAGCCUCCCAGGUGUCGCUUAACGAUGCUUUGCCACCUUCCAGAGCUGGCUCGACCGUCUCUGCGGGCCGACUGAUGACAGGUUCACAGCGGCGAACUCCCUUGGGAUGUUCCACAUCCCUCAGCCAACUGGAGGCUCAUGGACUGAUAGGUUUGGAUAGCUGCCUGCUUCUUUCAUUGAUCGAUUGUUAUUUGCGGGUGUUGAGUUCCACCAGAACAGCUUCCGUGAACUCCACAGCCGGAUAG